This is a messenger RNA of Salvelinus sp. IW2-2015, 2882 nucleotides long. RefSeq names its product kelch-like protein 38. The record is from RefSeq and is a predicted model, not a curated record. Gene Ontology annotation, molecular function: protein binding. NCBI's taxonomy places the organism in Eukaryota, Metazoa, Chordata, Actinopteri, Salmoniformes, Salmonidae.
UUCCAGUUCAUCGCCAACGACCCGCUAGUGCAGUCCUCCACGCUCUGCACUGAGAUCAUAGAGUCCGUCCGUCGCCUCAUGCUCUCGGUCAGUGCCAAGUGCGGUCGUGAGCUGAAGCCCCUCUGGACCACACCGCGCCGCUACACCUGCCGAGAGACGCUCGUUGUGGUCGGCGGGCGCAAGAAUAACGAGCAGACAUCCCGGGAAGCCCUGCUCUAUGACGAGAGGACUCAGCGCUGGCAGUGGCUGGCCAAGCUGCCCCUGCGACUCUACAAGGCCUCCUACGUCUGUAUCCACAGCAUCCUGUAUGUGGUGGGGGGGCUCAGCCUCAGUAUGGCCUCCGGAGACAGCUCUGUAUCUGCCACCGUCUACACCCUCUCCCUCAAGACCAACCAGUGGAGGACGGCUGAGCCCAUGUUGGAGCCCCGCUACGCCCAUCAGAGUGUCUCCUAUCUCCACUUCAUCUUUGUCCUGGGGGGGAUCGGAGUGGACAAACACAUCUCCAACUCCGUGGAGAGGUACAACAGUAUGUUUAACCAAUGGGAGGCCAUGGCUCCUCUCCCCAGCGCCGUGCUGCACCCCGCCGUCGCCGCCAACGACCAGAGGGUCUAUGUGUUCGGAGGGGAGGACGCCAUGCAGAACCCUGUCAGGGAGAUACAGAAUAAACCCCCUAAUACCUUUACCAAGGGCCAACCCCCUAGACACUACCCGACCCUUAACCCUGAACCUACAACACAUAACCUAGCGGCCAUGUUCUGCAGUAACUUGUCAUGUCUAUUCUUUAGGGCCAUGUUCUGCAGUAACUUUGUGGAGAGCAGCCAGGGUCGGGUGGAUCUGAAGGGCAUCUCCCCUGACGUGCUCAGUGGCAUAGUGGACUAUGUGUAUACAGGAGCCAUCACCAUCAGCAUGGACAUAGUGCUGCCUCUAAUGCAGGCAGCCUCUAUGCUGUACUAUGGGCGGCUGUUUGAGGCCUGCUCCACCUUCCUUCAGGAGCAGCUGAGCCCAGACAACUGUCUCAGUAUGAUCAGGUUGUCAGAGAUCCUCCACUGUGACAGUCUGAAGGAGAAGGCUAAGGAGAUGGCCGUGAGGAGCUUCUCAGACGUAGCUGCCUCCGAGGACUUCUGUGAGCUCUCCUUACCGGAGCUCAUGUGUUACCUGGAGGAUGACCGACUGUGUGCCGAGGAGGAGCAGGUGUUUGAGACCCUCCUGGCGUGGAUCCACCACGACCCGUUCUCCCGGCGCGGCGCCAUCCACGACCUCUUCAGGAAGGUGCGUCUGCGCUACAUCCACCCCACKUACCUGUUCCAGUUCAUCGCCAACGACCCGCUAGUGCAGUCCUCCACGCUCUGCACUGAGAUCAUAGAGUCCGUCCGUCGCCUCAUGCUCUCGGUCAGUGCCAAGUGCGGUCGUGAGCUGAAGCCCCUCUGGACCACACCGCGCCGCUACACCUGCCGAGAGACGCUCGUUGUGGUCGGCGGGCGCAAGAAUAACGAGCAGACAUCCCGGGAAGCCCUGCUCUAUGACGAGAGGACUCAGCGCUGGCAGUGGCUGGCCAAGCUGCCCCUGCGACUCUACAAGGCCUCCUACGUCUGUAUCCACAGCAUCCUGUAUGUGGUGGGGGGGCUCAGCCUCAGUAUGGCCUCCGGAGACAGCUCUGUAUCUGCCACCGUCUACACCCUCUCCCUCAAGACCAACCAGUGGAGGACGGCUGAGCCCAUGUUGGAGCCCCGCUACGCCCAUCAGAGUGUCUCCUAUCUCCACUUCAUCUUUGUCCUGGGGGGGAUCGGAGUGGACAAACACAUCUCCAACUCCGUGGAGAGGUACAACAGUAUGUUUAACCAAUGGGAGGCCAUGGCUCCUCUCCCCAGCGCCGUGCUGCACCCCGCCGUCGCCGCCAACGACCAGAGGGUCUAUGUGUUCGGAGGGGAGGACGCCAUGCAGAACCCUGUCAGGGAGAUACAGGUGUACCACAUCUCCAGGAACCUGUGGUCCAGAUUGGAAACCCGGACGGUGAAGAACGUCUGUGCACCUGCUGCUGUCAUCGAAGAUAAGAUCUACAUCAUUGGAGGGUACACCAGACGGAUGAUCGCCUACGACACCAAAGCCAACAAGUUUGUAAAGUGUGAGAACCUGAAGGAGAGGCGAAUGCACCACAGCGCCACGGUCAUCAACAACAAGCUGUACGUGACGGGGGGGCGCUUCCUGAACGGGCACGACACCAUCGAGGACUCGGACUGCUUCGAGUGUUACGACCCCAAGACGGACGUGUGGACCUCCAAGGGGACGCUGCCGUACAAACUGUUUGACCACGGCUCCCUGCCUCUGGUCUGUGUCUCCAACAGACCCAACCCACCCUGAGUGACCCACAACAUCUUAUCAUCAUCAGCUGGUCGUCUGGAGUCGAACAGUAGGGUGAACAGUAGGACUGACUUCUACAGCUGCCUCCCUGUCCUCCAUUUGCAGAUGCAAUGUCCUCCACUCCGUUGUCACAUUUGAGCUGGUCCACAAACUGUAUAUGAUCUCUCUGAUGAGUGAUCUACAACAUCCCCAAAACUCCUUGGACUCCUAGCCUAGCGGGCUCCUAGCCUAGCGGGCUCCUAACCUAACCUAGCAUAGCAGGCUCCUAGCAUAGCGGGCUCCUAAAGUAGCCUAGCAGGCUCCUAACCUAGCUAUCUGUCAUGUUACUCCUUCACAGCAGUUAUAAUUGGACACCACAGCUGGGAUCGGAUCGGAAACCAUCUGAAAGACAGACGUUGGUCUCUUCUCUCACACAGUCACAGGACGUCAACAUACGCCUCAGACAUGGUCUUGAUGCUAGCAUCUGUGGCGUUCUAAAUCAAAAACCUGAGAUCUCAGCUGGCAGGCAGAGGUGUCACAUUGGC